UAAGUCCAAAUACCAGCCGCAGAAAAAAUCCACCUAAAAUCAACAACUCCUCCUAAAUUGCAAAACACCUCUUUUUGCUUUAUUUUUUUGACGGAAAAAAUACCUUAUUAUUAUCACGUGCAACUUAAUCAAGAACAGAACCACUGAAUUCAUUGAAAAUGCUUAAAUAAUCCUCAGACACACGUGUCAGAUUAAAAGAGAUGCUAGUAAUCUGUAUGAAUCUAGCGGUGGGGAAUCCACGAUCAACUCUCAAACAAUUUCCCCAAAACAGAAUACGCAAUCCCACUAUCAACUCUCUUCAAUCUCAACCAUUACCCAUGGCCGUUGAUCCCCCGAAGAAAGUGGUUGUUUGCGGCGGCGGAGUCAUAGGCGUAUGCACAGCUUACUUUCUAGCCAAAAAAGGCGCCUCCGUCACACUCAUCGAGAAAUCCAACAUCGCUUGCGCCGCUUCCGGUAAAGCCGGUGGAUUCCUCGCUUUAGAUUGGUGCGAUGGAGGUCCAAUGGAACAUCUUGCACGCACCAGCUUCAAUCUCCACCGUACACUCUCUGAAGAGCUUAACGGUCCACAAUCCUACGGUUAUAGAUCCCUCGCCGCUCUCAGCCUCACCGUAACUGAAGAAUCAAAACGCAGUACUAGUUCUAGUUCUUCCUCGGCUUUGCCGUCUUGGGUUGAUGGGCCGGCCCAUGGGCCUAAGACAAUUGGGACACACGAAACAACAGCGCAGGUGCAUCCGCAACUGUUUACACGGACGUUAAUUGAGAAUGCUGUGGAGAAGUAUGGUGUGAAAAUUGUGAUUGGGAAAUUGGAGCGGUUAGAGGUGGAAGGAGGAAGAGUUGAAUCGGUGGUUCUGGAAGGAGGGAAUGUUGUGGAUGUGGAUGCUGUGGUUUUAGCAUUGGGCCCUUGGUCUAGUAAGCUUGAGUUGUUGUCUUCAAGGUUUAGAGUUUCUGGGCUUAAGGCCCAUAGUAUUGUUUUGGAGCCCAAGGAACCUAAUGCAAUAACGCCACAUGCUCUUUUUCUUAGCUACAAUGCUUUUGAUAGGAGGGUGCCUCUUGAUCCAGAAGUGUACCCUCGCCCCACAGGGGAGGUGUAUGUGUGUGGGAUGUCAAAGGAGGAAAAUGUACCAGAUGAUCCAGAGGAAAUAAGGGGUAAUGAAGAAUCAAUUGCAAUGUUGAAGAGGGUGGCUAAGACUGUGUCAAGUCAUCUUGGGGAAGAAACAGUAAAGGUGGAACAAGCAUGCUUUUUGCCGUGUACUGAUGAUGGAGUGCCGAUCAUAGGAGAGGUCCCCGGCGUGAAGGGGUGUUAUGUAGCGACAGGACAUAGCUGUUGGGGUAUUCUUAACGGUCCUGCCACUGGAGCUUCCGUUGCUGAGCUUGUCCUUGAUGGCCAUUCCACUAUUGUUGAUCUUAAACGGUUUAGUCCUGCUAGAUUUGUUGGGCGUACCAAGGGUUAGUCACGGUUAGCGUAAAUAUAGUAGUAUAGUAACUAUGGAUGAUGCAGAAUGUUUUAAGGCCAUGUACAUGGGGAUUCUUUUUUUACAACUUCAAUUCCAAUAAAAUAACUGCUGCUUGCCAAUCUAACAUGAAGUAAUAGAAACACAUCUUCCUCUGAUUUGUGUACAUACAUGUGGAAUGUGGCUGAUCUGUGAUUGAUGAA
Molecule: messenger RNA, 1654 nt
Organism: Trifolium pratense (red clover)
Lineage: Eukaryota; Viridiplantae; Streptophyta; Magnoliopsida; Fabales; Fabaceae
Product: putative oxidoreductase TDA3
Exons: 2
Coding region: 201-1451 (416 amino acids)
Cellular component (GO): cytoplasm
Molecular function (GO): oxidoreductase activity
Source: RefSeq, a predicted model, not a curated record